CCGUCUUGCCCGCACCCAACAUGGCGGAUAGGCAAGCCUCAGCCGGCGCACUGCCCCACUUCCGGCUCAAGCCGUGACCCACUUCCUGCCCAUGCCAUGCCCUACUUCCGGUUUUGUUGCGCCCCGCUUCCGCCGCGUCCGGCAUGGGCGGCCCGGGGUGAUGCGGGGAGCGGACGGGACCCAAGAGCCGGCCGGAUCGAGCCUGCACUCCUUUACGUUCAGGGUUGCCCCCGCCGCCUGCCCCUGGGGCUGCGUGCUCGGGCCUGACGGUUGGAGCGACGCGUCCGUCUGUCCCUUGCACCGUCCACCGGACGCCGCCGACACCGAGCACAGCCUGUGGCAGGUGCGUGGGGAUCUUAGGAGGGGCAGCGGUUGCUCCGAUCUGGUCCCACCGCUUCAGCUCCGGGUGACGCCGCAGGUCGCCUCCAGCGUGGUGAACCAAAGCGCUAUGGGAGAAGUGUCCGGGACCUGCGAUGUCUUGCACCAUGACCUGGACUUCGGGAGCCACCAAAACUUUUUCAAGGAGUACAAUGAAGAAGAGGAGUACGAGGAGGAUGAAAAUGAGGAUGAAGUGGAUGCAAACGGCCACUGGUUGCACUUCGAAGAGCCCUGCUGGUUCGAGGAUGACAUACCCUUAAUCCCCUACCAAUGCGUCCAUAGUCAUUUCCAGUACAAUUACUGGUUGAAUACUUUCGGGGACUGCGAUCUUCCCAAGUCUAUCUCCUUCCUCCCCUCCAGCCUGCUGGAGGAUAAGAUGGGAUGGCUGCCUGCCCCCCGAGGGCACCAGCUGACAGCCGAGGAAGCAGAAAGGAAUGCACGGGAGUUGGUGGCAGAGGAGGAGCGUGUAAAGAGGAAGGCGGAGAAGAAGAGGCUGAAGAAGAAGAAGCAGAAAGACCGGAAGAAACGGGAGAAAUUGGAGCAAGAGCGGAAGAACGCGCAGGAGGCUGAGAAGAGCACCACAGCUGCAGGUGCUGAACACCCUCAAACCAGCAGUGCUGAAAAAGGGAGGGAGUGUCCAGGCCCUGACUCUUCCUCAGUCUCCAAAGGCUCCUUGGGUGAGGAGGAUGGAGGCCUGAGAACCAGAGUAGAGGAGCUGGAGGAUGAGCUGGACCUGAGCUGCUCCUUCGUCUCCAAAGCCUGUGAGAAAGCAGGCGUCAGGCUGCCAGUGCCCAGCAAAGAGAAGCCAGACAGCAUCAAGAUGAGCAGGAAAGCGCCAGGGAAGGCACCCCAGCCCAUUGGGGCUUGCCCGCCUGCUGCACAGGAGCCCCCGGACGCAAGCAUGGUGGAGCAGAGCCUGGUUCUUGCAGGCCGUGGCAAUGAGGCUGCUCAGCAGGGCCGGUAUGCCGAGGCAGUGCAGGCCUUCACCAAGGCCUUGAGGCUGAACCCCCAGGAGCACCGGCUCUUUGGGAACCGUUCAUACUGCUAUGAGAAGCUCCAGCGCUACGAGGAAGCCCUCAAAGAUGCACAGGAGUCACUGCGGCUCCAGCCCGGGUGGCCCAAAGGCUUCUUCCGCAAGGCAAAAGCACUUCAGGGGCUGCAGCGCUACGCUGAGGCUGCCCACACCUUCGAGAAGCUGCUGCACCAAAAUGGUGCAAACGCCGAAGUGGCCCCUCAGCUUGAGGCCUGCCGGGCCCUACUGCAGCAGGUCAGCCACCAGAGCAGCCCAGGAGGGAUUCCCAUGUCCCUGUCACCGCUGGAGGCCACAGAGCUACCAUUGUCUGUCUCUAGGGAGGGGGCAAGUAGGAGUUGCCAGAAGACAGACACAAGCACCUUCAUCACCACCAUGAGCUCCAAGAACCAGGCAAGGAGCCAGGGCCAGCCUGCAACCAGGAGCCCCAGUAACACCAGUAACUUCCCAACGCUGCCUCGUGGCCAUCCUGCAAGGGAUUGUUACCCACUCUGGGUGGGCAAUAUCGCCCAUGGGAUCAGCAAGCAGAUACUGCAGCAUGCCUUUGGCCGUUUUGGGGAGAUUCACUCAAUCCGGGUGCUGUCGGAGCGCCGCUGUGCCUUCAUCAACUACACACGGAAAAAGGCAGCAGAAGCAGCAUAUGCAGCCAUGAAGGAGGCUGAACUGGAGGGCAGCAGGCUGGUGCUGCAGCUCAAGCAUCCAUCCCAUGCCACCCCCUCUCCUUGGCAGCACCCAGGGAGGCCACAGUAGCCAAAGAUGGGGUUCUCCUCUGCUCACAGCUGCAGAGCUGGACCCCUCCCCAGCUCGGGGGGCUGCCUUUGCCCUGCCUGUGCCUUUUCCCUCUGCAGGCAGUGGGACCUUUCCCUCUUUCUGUGGGUCAGGCUUCCCCCAGAGCCUUUUGGGGUGGCUCCCAGCAGGGUCUCGAGUCCCUGAAAGGGACAAGGUGAGGCUAUACUACUGGGGGACAUGGAGACUGGAGGCCCCAGUGGGUGUGCACCCUGUGGCUCGCAGUGCCAGAGAGAGGGCUGGCCCGGGGGGUUAUUCCCCAGUCCUUUGGGGAUUUGUACAUGUUUGGGGUUUUGUAAUAAAUAUGAGAACGAGCACAGA
Messenger RNA from Pogoniulus pusillus (Red-fronted tinkerbird), 2515 nucleotides. It is a transcript of the gene TTC31, whose product is annotated as tetratricopeptide repeat domain 31. The coding region runs from base 92 to 2158 and encodes 688 amino acids. The record is from RefSeq and is a predicted model, not a curated record. Gene Ontology annotation, molecular function: RNA binding; protein binding. The transcript is spliced from 16 exons. Lineage: Eukaryota; Metazoa; Chordata; Aves; Piciformes; Lybiidae.